Dipodomys ordii (Ord's kangaroo rat) is the source of this 3842-nucleotide messenger RNA. RefSeq names its product microtubule-associated protein 7 (gene Map7). Gene Ontology annotation, biological process: microtubule cytoskeleton organization. NCBI's taxonomy places the organism in Eukaryota, Metazoa, Chordata, Mammalia, Rodentia, Heteromyidae. Bases 162 to 2330 code for a protein of 722 amino acids. Gene Ontology annotation, cellular component: microtubule cytoskeleton. The record is from RefSeq and is a predicted model, not a curated record. The transcript has 18 exons.
CCAAGUGUACCUCAGCUGUGAGAUAAUUGUAGUGUGAUUAACUGGGCUUCUCAGAUCCUUUGGUCUUUCCUGGCUGAUGGACUCAAAGCAAGAAGAGAGAGACAUGCAGAUAUGUGGCAGCGUAUUCAAGAAAGAAGGGUUUAUGGAUUGGAGACGCUAAGAUGGACUCGGCUGACAGCUAUAAAGUGCAAGAUAAGAAAUCAUCCCUCAACCGCCCUUCCUCUACAGUUUCAGGACCAAGUAACAACUCCGGAAAUAAACAGGAACCUCCACCUGUGCUACGUGUCGAUGACCGCCAGCGGCUGGCCCGAGAGCGGCGUGAGGAACGGGAAAAACAGCUAGCCGCACGAGAAAUCCUCUGGCUAGAGAAGGAGGAGCGGGCCAGGCAGUACUAUGAAAAACACCUGGAGGAGCGGAAGAGGAGGCUGGAGGAACAGAGGCUGAAGGAGGAGCGGCGGAGGGCGGCGGUAGAGGAAAAGCGAAGGCAGAGGCUAGAAGAGGACAAGGAGCGCCAUGAAGCUGUGGUACGACGUACAAUGGAAAGAAGCCAGAAACCAAAGCAGAAGUAUAACCGGUGGUCAUGGGGGGGGCCUCUGCAUGGGAGCCCCAGUAUCCGCAGCGCAGAUCCAGACAGGCGGUCAGUUUCCACCAUGAAUCUUUCGAAACACGUCGAUCCGGUCAUUAGCAAGCGGCUCUCAUCCUCCUCUGCGACUUUGCUAAAUUCUCCAGAUAGAGCUCGCCGCCUGCAGCUCAGCCCCUGGGAGAGCAGCGUUGUUAACAGACUCCUGACGCCUACACAUUCAUACCUGGCCAGAAGUAAAAGCACAGCUGCCUUGUCUGGAGAUGCAGCAUCUUCCAGCCCCAUCAUCAUGCCCUACAAAGCUGCACACUCUAGAAACCCAGCGGAACGACCGAAACUCCUUGUAACUCCACCUGAGGGAUCUGCGCGCAGGAAGACCAUCCACAGCACUGUGGGCCACAAAAGAGAGAGAGAGAACGUGCCCUUCCACCUGACCUCUGGCACCCGAAGAACUCUUUCCCCAUCUAAUCCCAAAGGGAGGCCAACAGCGCCCUCACGCCUCUGGCUGCCAUCCAAGUCCUUGCCUCACUUGCCUGGUACACCCCGACCUGUGUCCUCCUUGCCUCCUGGCUCAGUGAAAGCUGCUGCUCAGGCCCGGCCCCCAUCCCCUGGAAACAUCCGCCCUGUCAAGAGAGAAGCCAGAGCAGAACCUGAGAAGAAAGACCCAGAGAAGGAGCCACAGAAAGGUGCCAAUGAGCCCUCACUAAAGGGCAGGACACCUUUGGUGAAGGUAGAGGAGGCCCCCAUUGAAGAGGGGACACCUGUGGAAGCAGAAGCUGGCCCUGCGGCUGCAUCCAUGGCCUCAGCUCCAGCCCCAGAGCCAGCCCCUACUCCGGUGCCAGCUCCAAUCCCUGCUCCGGCUGCAGCCCCAGCCCCAGCCGCAGCCCCAGCACCAUCAUCCACCAUGACUGCCACUGCCGCUCCUAAAACCUCCGCAGGCACCACGGACCCAGAAGAGGCCACGAGACUGCUGGCUGAGAAGAGGCGGCUGGCCCGAGAGCAGAGAGACAAGGAGGAAAGGGAGAAGAGGGAGAAGGAAGAACUGGAAAGACAAAAGAAAGAGGAACUGGCCCAAAGGGUGGCAGAAGAGAGAAGUCGCCGCGAGGAGGAGUCCCGCAGGCUGGAGGCUGAGCAGGCGAGGGAGCGGGAGGAGCAGGCGAGAAGGCAGGCAGAGGAGGAGCGAGAGCGCGUCCAGAAACAGAAAGAAGAAGAAGCUCGCCUGCGAGAAGAAGCAGAGCGAGUCCGGCAGGAACGAGAGAAGCAUUUCCAGAAAGAAGAGCAGGAACGCCUGGAGAGAAAGAAGCGGCUUGAAGAGAUUAUGAAACGAACCAGGAAGACAGAAGCUACAGACAAGAAAACCAUCGAUCAGCAAAAUGGUGACAUAGCCAAGGGAGUGCUCACUGGAAGAACAGAGGUAUCUGCACUUCCGUGUCCGAUGAACUCUCCAGGAAGUAGAGACUCAGCAGGCAGCCCACAUGUAGGCAUAUCACGUCAAUCAAAAGUGGCCCUGGAGGGUACUCCCAAUUUGGAAAAACAACCCAAUGAAAAUGGAGUAUCUGUUCAGAAUGAAUCUUUUGAAGAAAUUAUAAAUUUGCCCAUUGGAUCCAAACCAUCCAGAUUAGAUGUCACCAGCAGUGAGAGCCCAGAAAUUCCUCUUAAUCCAAUUUUGGCCUUUGAUGAUGAAGGGACACUUGGGACCCUACCUCAGGUAGAUGGUGUGCAAGCACAACAGACCGCAGAAGUUGUAUGAGCAUUUCUUCUGAAGAACCAAAGCAGAAAUUUAAUAAGAGUUUCUAUGAUUAAUGGAAUUCCUUUCAUGCUACAAAGGAGCAUCCCCCAUCUCCAGUUUUUCUAAAGAUUUCUUGACCAUCAUUUUGAAAAGACUGAUUAAAACCAGCUAAAGACAACAGACUGGAUAGCUUUUCUAAUAAUUUCCACCAACAGAAAGAAAGAAAUGGUCCUUUAUUCUUCAAUACUUUUUCCAGUGUGCUCCUUCUUAGCAAAUCAAUAUUUUGCAUUCUUUACAAGACAAGAACAUUUAGCUAUCAAAGAAAUGUGCUCACUAGGUGUGGUUUUUUUCACACAGGUAUUUUGGUCUUAAAACCUUAACGAAUAAAAUUGGCAAAAAAAAAAAAUUGACCUUUUACGAUAUAUUACUUGAAAAGUAAGUACCUCUUUGCUCUACAAGUAGAGUAAAUAUGGGAGGUGUUUAAAUUAAACUUGUUUAAAUAUUAUUUCAAAGAGCUCUCUUUGUAGAGGCAAGCUAUAGGCCGAUCAGCAGUUUCUUGUAAUGCAGGCACUUGUACAUGGACAGUCUUCAACCCAGCUGUCAUAUUCUUCUUGCAACUCCCUUUACAAAAAUGUACUACCAAGUUUGAAGAUGUGAGAAAUCGAAAUACCUUAUUUUUUUUUCAGGGCAAGAAAAUAAUUAACUGUCUUAACUAAUGUAUUUAUAACAUUUUUUUCCAAAGAAAUCCAAUAAAUUAGAACAAUGCAACAACAUUAAAAUUUUGCUUUCUUAGAUGCACUCCUGCUGACAUUCCCAUGAGAGAAUGUUGCUGAAGAUUCAGGUCUAUUUCUGAUGUUUGUAUAUUGCUGCUGUCCCUGAUGUUUCUGGUUGGGGGCGGGGGGGAGACUUAUCUUUGCCUUACUGGAUCAAAAAUUAUGUGGGGUUGGGGGGAAUAAAGAUUUCAUAUUUCUUUAAAAACAAUGGUUUUGCUCGUUUCAGAGCAAUAAAAAAUACAAUGAAGUGGUGACUGUGUGGCACACAGGCCGAGGACCUUCCUGGCUGCUCUUGCUCUGUGUGCAUCGGUCAGUGUUUUUCGCUCUCUAUUGUUUUUCUUCCCUUUUGCUGUUGAGCCUCGCUAUACUUACUACCUUGCACUUUCAUUUGCUAAUACAAAUUCUAUAUUAUUUUCCUACCAAGAGACAACUAAUGACUAAACAUUGCAACAGAGAGAAUGCUGAGGGAACACUUUUUUUGUGAACUCUUUAAGAUAAAUUUAUACCACUUAUAAUGUGUUAGUUUUAUACAAAGAGCAGUUGGUUAACCUACCAGAUUGAAUGAGAAACUAUUCAUCUACUGGAUUAUUUCUCUUAAAUCCAAACAUAUGAUCUUUAGCGGUAGCUUGUACUUUGUGGAUUAUUUUUCCCUAUUUUUGGCUGUCCGUGUAUGCAUAGUCAUUAAAAAACUGUUUUACAACAUUGUUUUGUUUAAACCGACCUACUAUAAAACACCAAUAAAAUGUUUGACAUAAUUUUA